Molecule: messenger RNA, 2220 nt
Organism: Lytechinus pictus (painted urchin)
Lineage: Eukaryota; Metazoa; Echinodermata; Echinoidea; Temnopleuroida; Toxopneustidae
Product: testis-expressed protein 36-like
Exons: 5
Coding region: 474-1070 (198 amino acids)
Source: RefSeq, a predicted model, not a curated record
GCUCCCCAUGAAACGCUCCCCAGGGGAGCGUUUCAUCAAUAUUUUCAUCCGACAAGUUGUCAGAUCUGACAUCUUUCUCUGAUGUUGAUUGGCUGAGAGGUACUGUUACUAUGGUAACUGUCGGAUAAAAUGGGACUUGUCUGAUAAAACGUCCGACAAGUCCUUUCAUGAAACGCCCCCCCCCGGUCAAAAUACCACUGUGUGCCUAUCAUGGUGCCUAUGCAGUGCCUAUGAUAUAUGCACGGCACGGACUAUGUAUGUAACCAAGGAGGGAGGGGGUUUGCGCUCCCCAUAGAAACCGGAUUGUAUACAGCGCGACAACGCGACCACCACUGCACUGACUGGAGCUGCACUUACUCACCGCUGGCUACUUAGCAUUUCACUGUUUUGAAGUCGAAAUACAACACUUUCCGAUAUAUCGAUUGACAUUCGACUGCGAAAAAAAAGAAAUAUUUGACGAAACGGGCCUAAAAAUGCCAAAGUCAAGAGCUCAUGCACCUUCUACUGCAGAGGAUGGAAUUUGGUUCCAAACUCGAGGCUGGUCAACAAAGAGCGAGAUGAGAAACACAGGUACUACAACAGGACUUAUGCUGAGUACAAAGUUCCAUCCAGAAGGCUCUUCUCAACCUCCCCCACCAGCAUAUAAUGAAUUAGCAGAGAAGACCUACAUACAUGAGAACCCAUUCUCAAUGCAUGACAACAGAAACUCAUUCCAGGAUCAUGGUGUAUAUUUUGGGCAUGGCCUUGGAAAGAAGUUAGAGCAUGGCUCGAAAAGACAGCACAACUCUGAAGACUUUGUGACGUGGAAGUCACCAGACCGGCUCUACAAGACAGAUUAUCAAGCUGAAUACCAAGGCAAACCAACUAAGAACCCACCUACGACUAGGAGAUUCACAAGGAAAUAUCCUGAACCUGAUCAAGGGUUAAUAGAACUUCCUACCUCCACCACACAUACCUUUGAACCUCCCAAGGUACCCUAUGCUACACCAACACAGGUGCUUGUUUCAAGUAAAGAACCACACCUGAAACCUAACCCUUGGAAAUAUUCAUACAAAGCCUAUGUCAGAUAGGUUCCAGAACUCACUAUGUGACUACCCAAGCUUUCGUAGAGGCAAAUAUAACUGCAGUGAAAGAGCUUUGGUGCUCCUGUGGACAUCAACAGAUUUCAGACUGUACUGUGGUCUCCUGCAGUCAAGGACCUUCAACGUUUCUGCUGAUGUCAAAUGCUUUUUUGAAAUGACAUGGCUAUGCCAACUGCUACAGAGGCAACUCACUACAAAGAGCUUGGAUGCUCCAGCGAUUGCCAAUUGUUCAAGGACUAAUUAGCACUCUAUAGCAUUUGAUUCCUGGAGCCUACAUAUAUCAGUACAACAGUUUCCUCACUCCAUGUCAGCUGCGAGGUCCACCUAGAACUCAUCUGAGCAAUAAGUAACAGGACCUACUUGUAGUUGUGCAGGUCAUCCAGUGUAGAGAAUGGAAGAUGUGCUUUUCUCUCUCUGUUUCAUGUUCUUGUGUGUGCAAGGCAAAUUUUGAUAUGCAUCAAUCAAAGUGAUAUUGGCUAUGCAAAAUGAUGUGAUGAUUGUGUGCUCCCAAUUUGUAUGCAGGGUGAACAAUUUUUAAAAGAUUUACUAAUGCUUGCCUGUACGUGGUUGAUAUACGGUAAAUGAAAAGAUAUGGAGAUCAAAUUAAAAUUUAUUUUGCCUACAGAUUUGUCUACCAAAUCAUGUGGUUGCUAUUAAGUUUUCCUCAUAGUUUCAAUCGCAUAUAUGUAAAUUGCUCAUCAACUUCAGAGAUGCAAACUAUAAACCAUAGUAAUUACCAAAUAGAGCAGAAUUAUACAAUACAUCUACCUUACAUUGAAAGAUGGACUAAUAUGAAAGGUUAUUCAAACUUAAUUCAAUAUUGCUAUAUAAUUGCUUUUAGCCUCAUGUCUGAUUAGGCAUUGUGUUUUUUUUUUAGGAUUUAUUAAUCUACAGUUAGUGAUGUUAAGAAAUUCCAUGUUAAUCAAUUCUGCACUUUCUUGCCAUAUUUGAGGGGUUUUGAAAGCAACUUGAAGUUACACAGAAAAUCAAAGGAUUUGUAUUUUGGGGGAUGGAUACAUACAAGUACAAGAUAAUUGUCUCACAGAAAACAGUUUUUAUUCAUGUCAGGUGAUAGUCUUCCAUCGUACUUUGUAAGGUUGUUGGAUUACCCAGUUUCAGAGACUGGCUUUAUACUGAA